UCCAGAGCUCCCUGCUCUCCCGGGCACUUCCGCUGCAAGAGGUUGAGAGCGCGGCCUUCAUUCCUCUCGUGGAAGUCAGUGAGUCCUGGGACUCCGCGACCUGUUUUAACUUUUAUGGCUUGGUCGUAGGAUCAGCAGGGCUCGCACUUCGGUCAGCAGGAAAAGACGCUGCGGCGAGCAGCGGAGGGCGGAGUUGAAUGGCUGGGCAGCUGAUUGCCUUACUGUAUCCGGAGCUGCUGCGUUCGGGGCGGUUCGGGAGUCCCCAGGUUGGAAGUGGACCUGAAUGGGGAGGCGUCUGAGGGUCUCCUGGGCUCUCAGCGGCCCGACCCCCCUUCCCCCACCUCCCACAGCUCUGUCGCUUCCUAGCGGUGUAACGUUGGCAAGCGCCUGGCUCUUCUUUCUGAUUCCUGCAGGAAAGGAGGCUGUUCUUGGACUAUGCCUGACCCGUUUUUUAAGAAAGAGUGCAUCAGUCAACAGGUGGCGUCUGGAGUUAUCCUCUGUGGAUUUUCCAGGAUCUCAGACAAGAUCGUGCAAUCUCCCAGCCUCCUUUCCUUCCCCUGCCCUGACUUCUGAAAGAAUGCUGCGGAGAGGAGGGAGAGCAUCCUGGCUCCUGGCAGCAGAGCCCCACUGUGACAGGACCUAGCAUUCACCUUUCUCUUCUGUUCCGAGUGCGAGAAGACUUCAGGGACCUCUGUUUCAUGGACAUUAUCAUAUUCUUCUCAGAGUACCCAGCAAGAGGUUUGCAAAGAGGAGUUAUUCAAGACGGGGUUUCACCAUCUUGGCUAGGCUGGUCUUGAAUUCCUGACCUCGUGAUCCACCCGCCUGGGCCUCCCAAACUGCUGAGAUUACAUGCGUGAGCCACCGUGCCCAGCCUCAAAGCAGCAAAAAUGGACUAAGACAUCACUUGAACUGGCAGGAGGUGGCUGAACACACAAACCCUACAGUCAGCCUAUGCAGAAGAGAAUCAGAAUCAUACCCUGAGAGCUACAAGAACUCCAUUUUUCACUGUGCAGAGGCUCUCUGCUGAAGGGUCAAGUGGAAUCUGGAAUCCAGCCCAUGUUUCCCCAUCAUCAAGCCCUGUGAAGCUGCAGACUCCAAGCAACAGAGAGACAAGAUUUAGAAUACUGGCUCUGGUAUGAAAGCUGGAUUCAGGUACUGUUCCUGCCUCUUGACCUCACCAAGCCUCAGCCUCCUCGCCUGUUAAAUGGAUACAAUUGUCGUCAUUAUCAUCUGUUGAGAACUCCCUAAAAUGCCAGCUGAGCAUAGGCACAGAAGUUUAGGUGUUUGGACCAAGGUCACACAACUGAUACAACAGUAGCUUCUUCACAGAAUAUCUUACUGCACUGUACUCACCUAUUUUUGGACCAUAGUUGACUUCAGACUUGGCACUUCUCCAGAAGGAGGAGGACAAAAUGACGAAGUCUAAGGAGGCAGUGACGUUCAAGGACGUGGCUGUGGUCUUCUCUGAGGAGGAGCUGCAACUGCUGGACCUUGCCCAGAGGAAGCUGUACCAAGAUGUGAUGCUGGAGAACUUCAGGAAUGUGGUCUCAGUGGGGCAUCAGUCCACACCAGAUGGUCUACCACAGUUAGAGAGAGAAGAAAAGCUGUGGGUGAUGAAGAUGGCAACCCAGAGAGAUAACUCCUCAGGAGCCAAGAAUCUAAAAGAGAUGGAGACUCUUCAAGAAGUAGGAUUAAGGUACCUGCCUCAUGAAGAGCUUUUCUGCUCCCAGAUCUGGCAACAGAUUACAAGAGAGUUAAUCAAGUAUCAAGAUUCUGUGGUAAAUAUUCAAAGAACAGGCUGCCAGUUGGAAAAACGAGAUGAUUUGCACUAUAAAGAUGAGGGAGUCAGUAAUCAGAGUUCCCAUCUUCAAGUUCACAGAGUCCACACUGGUGAAAAACCCUACAAAGGAGAACAUUGUGUGAAAAGUUUCAGCUGGAGCCCUCAUCUUCAAAUUAACCAAAGGGCUCACGCAGGAGAGAAGCCCUACAAAUGUGAAAAAUGUGAUAAUGCCUUCCGUCGGUUUUCAAGUCUUCAAGCCCAUCAGAGAGUCCACAGUAGAGCAAAAUCAUACACAAAUGAUGCAAGUUACAGGAGUUUUAGUCAGAGGUCACAUCUUCACCAUCAUCAGAGAGUUCCCACUGGAGAGAAUCCAUACAAAUAUGAAGAGUGUGGGAGGAAUGUUGGGAAAAGCUCACAUUGUAAAGCUCUGAUAGUUCAUACGGGAGAGAAACCCUAUAAAUGUGAGGAGUGUGGGGUGGGCUUCAGUCAGAGAUCAUAUCUUCAAGUUCAUCUGAAAGUUCACGCUGGAAAGAAACCGUAUAAGUGUGAAGAGUGUGGGAAGAGCUUCAGUUGGCGUUCACGACUGCAGGCUCAUGAGCGAAUCCACACUGGCGAGAAACCAUACAAAUGCAAUGCAUGUGGCAAGAGCUUUAGUUACAGCUCACACCUUAACAUUCAUUGUAGAAUCCACACAGGAGAGAAACCCUAUAAGUGUGAGGAGUGUGGGAAAGGUUUCAGUGUGGGUUCACACCUUCAGGCCCAUCAGAUAAGCCACACUGGAGAGAAGCCAUACAAAUGUGAGGAGUGUGGGAAAGGCUUCUGCCGGGCCUCAAAUCUGCUGGACCAUCAAAGAGGCCAUACUGGAGAGAAACCGUAUCAGUGUGAUGCAUGUGGUAAGGGCUUCAGUCGUAGCUCAGAUUUUAACAUUCAUUUUAGAGUCCAUACAGGGGAAAAACCCUAUAAAUGUGAGGAGUGUGGCAAGGGCUUCAGCCAGGCCUCAAAUCUUCUGGCCCAUCAAAGAGGCCACACUGGAGAGAAACCCUACAAAUGUGGUACAUGUGGGAAGGGCUUCAGUCGGAGCUCAGAUCUUAAUGUACACUGUAGAAUCCACACAGGAGAGAAACCCUAUAAAUGCGAGAAGUGUGGUAAGGCCUUCAGUCAGUUCUCCAGCCUUCAGGUGCAUCAGAGAGUUCACACUGGAGAGAAACCAUAUCAGUGUGCAGAGUGUGGGAAGGGCUUCAGUGUAGGUUCACAGCUUCAAGCCCAUCAGAGGUGCCACACUGGAGAGAAACCCUAUCAAUGUGAGGAGUGUGGGAAGGGCUUCUGUCGGGCCUCCAAUUUUCUGGCACAUCGUGGAGUCCACACAGGAGAAAAACCAUACCGAUGUGAUGUGUGUGGUAAGCGCUUCAGACAGAGAUCCUACCUUCAAGCCCACCAGAGGGUCCACACAGGAGAGAGACCAUACAAAUGUGAGGAAUGUGGGAAAGUCUUCAGCUGGAGCUCAUACCUUCAAGCCCAUCAAAGAGUUCACACCGGAGAAAAACCAUACAAAUGUGAGGAGUGUGGGAAGGGCUUCAGUUGGAGCUCAAGUCUUAUCAUUCAUCAGCGAGUCCAUGCUGAUGAUGAGGGUGACAAGGACUUUCCUUCAUCACAGGAUUCACACAGGAAAACUCGAUAAAAUAUGUUUUACUAUCUCAGAUGGGUGCUGAAAUAUUUUAAUAAUCAGAGCUAUCAUAGACAAAACAUUUGUUUUAUAGAGUCAGUAGUUCAGCCAAGUGAUUGGGAGACCACACAGCAGAGAAGCCUCACAAGAGUGGAGACAUAUGGACUGCAUUCAGAACAUUGACCAUUAGCUGAUACAUGCAGACAAGAGGAUCAGGAAGGAUGAGUCUGAUCUGGAGUAAAUCAGAAGUACUAAGAUGGAAAUGCUGAAUUCUGUUCCACUAGAAUAUAAGAUCCAAGAGGGCAGGGACUUUGUUGACUGCCAAAUCUACUCUGCCUUUUCAGUGCCUAAUACGUUGUAAUUUUUCAGUAGUAUUUGAAAUUACUGUCAUAUUUGAAAUUCAGUAAUAUUUGACAUUUUUAUUUAUCUCUAGAAGUUUCUCUAAAAUUGUACUCAGAAGAAUUCUGCAAGGCUUGGAGGAUAUAUAAGUUAGUCAUAUGGCCUGAUUUUCCCAUUUUUGCAGAUCUCGUGGACAAGUGUUUAUCAAACUGAAGGUUGCAGCUUGUUAGUGGGUCCAGAAAUCAGUUUCUGGCUAGCAACUAGAAGUUUUGUAUGUUAACAGUACUUUAUUGAGGUGUAAUCUGCAUGCAGUAACAUGCACAAGUCUCAAGUUCAUGGCUUUCUGAAUUUUGACAAAUGUAAUCAUCACCAAGAUCAAUGUAUACAAUAUGUCUAUUAAACCAAAAAGUUUUCUUGUGCCCAUUUCCAGUCAA
Pan troglodytes (chimpanzee) is the source of this 4216-nucleotide messenger RNA. RefSeq names its product zinc finger protein 45 (gene ZNF45). The transcript is spliced from 13 exons. Bases 1413 to 3458 code for a protein of 681 amino acids. Gene Ontology annotation, biological process: regulation of DNA-templated transcription. The record is from RefSeq and is a predicted model, not a curated record. Lineage: Eukaryota; Metazoa; Chordata; Mammalia; Primates; Hominidae.